AUGAGUUCGCCUUCAAGAAAGAGGAAGGCGAGCCCCGAGCUCGUGUCGAACCCGUUUAUCAAGAAGCGGAACCUGGAUUGGUCAAUAUCACCGCCACCUUUCCGGAACCCUGAUCGGCAGCAUCGUGAGACAGACGGCCAAGGAGUCAAAGCCCAUGUAUUUGAUUAUAGUAAUGAGGCCCGGUCCAACACAGCAGAAGGCUCCAAGGAUGUCCCUGACAAUAAAGUCGCUCAGGAUUCAGAACAGGACACAGGCCUCGCGGCUGCGAACAACACUCAAGAGCAACGCGACGGCCCCUCAGGCUCUGCGCUGAUCGAGAACAACAGCGUCAAAAUUACCGACCACCUGGCGUGGUUCUCAAACCUCCUUUCAAAGGCAGCUCUUCAGCCUUUCCCAGAGAACCAACCUCAUCUCCCCAUUCCCACGUACCAGUCUCUCUAUACCCACUCCUUCCAGUCCCCCAUGGGAGCCCACUUCGUCGUCACGCAGCACGAUCACCCGGUAGCAGGGCCGCACUAUGAUCUCCGGUUGCAGAUCAAUGGGGACUCGUCGUGUAGCUGGGCAAUUAUCCUUCCAGGAGACCCAAACUCGCGCGGUCGAACGGGUCGCGCAACAGGUGCGGGCGUGCUUCGCAACGCGACCGAGACGAGGGUUCACUGUCUCUGGAACCACCUGGUCGAGACGGCCAGCUUGCACACGGGCAGCCUUCUGGUGUGGGACACGGGCUCGUACGAGGUGCUGCGGCCGCGGAGGAGCAAGUACGCACCAGUGGACUCCCAAGAGGGUAAAUCGGACGACAGCGAUGGCAAGUGGCAUCGCUGGGAAAGGCUUACGCAGCAGGAGAAGCUCGCCAAGGCUUUUUCCUCGCGGAAGAUAAGGCUGCGUCUGAACGGUUCGAGGCUACCCAGGGGCUACGCCCUGAAUCUACGCCUUACGAAGGAUGAAGACGCGGCUGGGCGUGCAAAGGCGGCCAGGCCUGCGGGCACGCGGAAGAGAAGGGGGAGGAAGACGCCCACCAAAAAAGCCCCGGAGACGAGCAGUGACGGCGAAGAUGACUCUGGCCCGGACAGACGGCCAGACCGUGGUGGUGAGGAAAAGGAGGAGGAGGAAGAGUACAACGACGGUUCGGCAGCUGUCAGCAAGAAGGACUUAGACGGCAUUUCGGAAAUGGAAAAGGAACUCCGUGAGCUCGAGGAUGCCGAAGUCCGCAGGACUAAUGCAUACCCUGGGGCCGCCAACACUAUUGGAAGUGUCCAUCAGCGGAAAUGGUUCCUAUCACUGGACAGAGAGGCAUGUGGGUUUGCGAAGAUGAAGAAGGAAGGCAGAGUGUGGUGGGAGCGGCAGGAUACUGCUGACGAAGACGGACUUGGUAGUGAUCAGGCUCAAGGCAGAUUUCGGUGGCCGUUUUACGUGCGCGGCCCCGACCUCGAGAGAAGCAUUGUCACAGGACGGCUUGGGGCCGAGAUCCUUAGGGAUGAAGGUGUUGUUGGGUAUGUUGGGAGGAAAGGAUGGAAGCCUAUUCUGAGGUGA
Diaporthe amygdali is the source of this 1530-nucleotide messenger RNA. RefSeq lists its product as uncharacterized. The record is from RefSeq and is a predicted model, not a curated record. The coding region runs from base 1 to 1530 and encodes 509 amino acids. The transcript is spliced from 2 exons. NCBI's taxonomy places the organism in Eukaryota, Fungi, Ascomycota, Sordariomycetes, Diaporthales, Diaporthaceae.